AUUCCUGUGGAUUUGGGUGGAGUUAUGAGCACAUGGAAAGGGGGAGGGCCCGUAAGGGGAAGUCUUCCUCUUCACACAACAGAGCUUUAAACUUCCACCAUUCAACCUUUAACUUUUCACUCCAGGAAUCAGCUUCUCUUUGCAACUUUAACUACACAAAUCAGUCACAAUGGCGAUGGUUUCUGAAUUCUUGGGUCAGCUCACGCUUAAUGUCGGGGCUGAACCCACGUACCCCACAGUGUUACCCGCCCGAGACUUUGACCCCGACAAAGACGCUGCCAGGAUAGAAACGGCCAUCAAAACUAAAGGAGUGGAUGAACAAACGAUCAUCGACAUUCUCACCAGAAGGACUUACUCCCAAAGAAGAGAAAUCGCGUUUGCUUAUGAAAGGAGAGCGAAGAAGGACAUGAUCUCGGCUCUGAAGGGGGCGCUCUCCGGCUCUCUGGAGUCCGUCGUCUUGGGUCUGAUGAAGAGCACAUCCCAGUUUGACGCCUCAGAGAUUCGAGGAUCUAUUAAGGGUUUGGGAACAGAUGAAGAGACUCUGAUUGAGAUCGUCUGCUCUCGUACCAACUCAGAGCUGCUGGAGAUCAAGAAAGUUUACAGGGAGCUGUUCAAAAAAGAGGUGGAGAAAGACAUCGCUGGAGACACUUCUGGAAACUUUGGAAAACUGCUCCUGGCCCUCGUCCAGACAAAAAGAGCCGACCCGUCUCCCAUGGUCGAUUAUGAAAAGAUCGAUCAAGACGCGAGGGCGCUUUAUGAAUCUGGAGUGAAAAUUAAAGGCACUGACGUCCCCACCUGGAUCUCCAUCAUGACGGAGAGGAGCGUCCCUCACCUCCAGAAAGUGUUUGACCGGUACAAGAGCUACAGUCCGUACGACAUGCAGGAGAGCAUCAAGAAGGAGGUCAAAGGGGAUCUGCAGAACUCUUUCUUGGUUUUGGUUCAGUGCAUUGAAAACAAACAUCUGUUCUUCGCCAACCGCCUGCACGAGGCCAUGAAGAGCAAAGGAGCCAAAGAGAAGGUGUUGACGAGGAUCAUCGUGUCCCGCUGUGAGGUGGACCUGAGGAGGAUCUGCCAAGAGUUCAAAGCCAAUUUUGGACAGUCCCUGCACAGGACCAUCUCUGAGCACACCAAGGGAGACUACCAGAAGGCCCUGCUCAGUCUGUGCGGGCCAGAGGAGUAAAAAAAAACUGCACUACUGGAACUGGAAUUUAGUUACAGCAUCAACAAGCACCUGGACAAACUCACCUCUGGACUUUAUAAGUAUUAAAACAAUGAUUUCUGUUGUAAGCAAGACUCCAAUAAAAACAUUUGAAGUUAAACAA
Boleophthalmus pectinirostris (great blue-spotted mudskipper) is the source of this 1322-nucleotide messenger RNA. RefSeq names its product annexin A2-A-like. The record is from RefSeq and is a predicted model, not a curated record. NCBI's taxonomy places the organism in Eukaryota, Metazoa, Chordata, Actinopteri, Gobiiformes, Gobiidae. Gene Ontology annotation, cellular component: cytoplasm. Bases 170 to 1180 code for a protein of 336 amino acids. Gene Ontology annotation, molecular function: calcium-dependent phospholipid binding; phospholipase inhibitor activity; calcium ion binding. The transcript has 13 exons.